Messenger RNA from Cinara cedri, 1057 nucleotides. The record is from the annotation of a GenBank genome assembly. Lineage: Eukaryota; Metazoa; Arthropoda; Insecta; Hemiptera; Aphididae.
GUCCAUAACAAUGCAAGUAGAUAAUAAGAAAAUAGGUUUCAGGUUGAAGGAGGGGUCCGAGUUGGCAACGCAUAUAAGGCGAGAAAUGGGCGAGUUGAGAGCGGAAUUAUGAAAGGUGAUGAAAAGCGGGUAAGAGGAAGAGAAUUUUAAAAGUUAGUUGAGAUAAGAAGAAGAAUUUAUUUUGCUGAAGAUAAGAUUAGAAAGAAAGUUAAUGUUAGAUAAGUACAUGCGAUCAGCAAGGUUAGUUAGUUGUAAAUCUUGGAGAAUGGAGGAAUAAUCAUGAGUUUGGUGGGGGAUAUUGAAACGGAAGAUGACUAAGUUUUGACAUUUAUGUUGAACAUGCUUGAUAGCGGAUUUGCCACAUGAUGUGAAAGAGUCCCAGAGGACAGAGCUGUAUUCUAGGAUAGGACGAACAAGGGAGCAGGUUGUGACUGGUGAAUGGUUUUGACUGGGGAGAGAAGAUGGAACUAUUGAGAUGUUCGGUUAAUGAACCCAAAGUAUCUGAGGGUUUUGCAGCAGGCUAUUUCAAUAUGCUUGAAAGGACAGAGAGUAGGUCUUUAAGUGAAACCAAGAUUACAGAGGCUCUGGAAGAUGCUAUUAGCAAGUUAUUUAUGUGGUAGUUAAAUUGAAAGACAGUAUGCAUGCAGGAAAGUCAUGACUGAGAGCAUUUGAAGAAAUUUAAAUGGAGGCCAAGGGAUUCAUCCCAAGAAACCAAUCAAUUUAGAUCUAAUUGUAAUAAGUGACAGUCAGAGAGAGAAGAGAUGCGUGAAUAGUUUCAAGUCAUCAGCAAAAAUCAUUAACUUAGCAUGCUUGAGUACGGAAGAUGUAGAGUUUAUGAAUAGGGCAAAGAGAAGAGGAGAGAGAACUACGCCUUGAGGGAUACCAGAGGAAGGGUAGAAGGCAAUGAUGAGUUUUGAAUUCUGGCGUACAGGGAUAAGUUUUGUAAGGCGAGAGUGAAUCCAGAAGUGAAGUGAUUCACUGAUAUCUUACAAGUCCAUAGUUUAGAAAAGUAAUAAAUGAUCAACACGAUCAAACAGUUUAGAAAAAUCUGUGAAAU